Molecule: messenger RNA, 3382 nt
Organism: Nomascus leucogenys (northern white-cheeked gibbon)
Lineage: Eukaryota; Metazoa; Chordata; Mammalia; Primates; Hylobatidae
Gene: ABI3
Product: ABI family member 3
Biological process (GO): regulation of cell migration
Cellular component (GO): lamellipodium
Molecular function (GO): SH3 domain binding
Source: RefSeq, a predicted model, not a curated record
GAUGGCCUGGAAACCAAAAUCUCUGAUGCCUAAGCUGAUCAUAGGCUCAAAGUUCUAAGCCCAUCACCCGCCUGAGCCUUCAAGCCCUCACUACAGCAGAGCACAGAGACAGACAUUCUCCCCACAAAAACAAACUCGAAAACAGAAGCCACCUUUUCACCACCUUACCCUGCAUUAGCCUCACUCUUUUGGUGACCUCACUAGCUUAGAGCCCGCAGUGCUUCUAUUUCCCCACCUCCACCGUGCAGCCCCACUUACCCGCCUUCGCCUGCUUUCUCCUCCUUCCCUUCCCACCUCUGAGCAUGCUCUGAGGCUGUCCUUCCUCCUGACGCAAGUCCUAGACCGGCCCCUAACCUCCUUAACCAAGAUGCCUUGUGUGCCCAUUGGAUCCCCACAGUUUCACCUUACGAAUUUCUCCUAGCUCACUCUUCAUCCACUCAUUCAAUAAAAAUGUACUUGCUCGCCAUGCUGUGCCACUUAGUACUUGGGGCGUGGCCACCUCUAAUGCCUCUGUUCAAGCUUCUUUGCUGCCAUGCCUCCCCCUGAGCCCUGAAUGUGGGUUCCUCAGCACAGGGCCUACAUCCUGGUUUUUUUCUUGCUCUCCUCCAAGGAACACCCAAGGGCUAUGCCAUUUAACAGACAUUGAGCUCCUGCUCUGGUUGACACUCAUCCAAUGACAAGGGACCCGCUGAAGGAGCAAAAGUUAAGGGACCAAUAUGGUCAGUGGGAGGUCCUCUUAUUCUCUACGAUGACAAGCUUGGUGGUGGGAGGGGCAGAGAGGAGGCCCGCGGUCCAUCCUAACUUCCCUGCUCCAGGACCCAGUCCAACUCUCAGCUGGGAGCUCUAAGAAUUUGAAAUCAGGACAGGAUCCUGGAGGUCGUCUGGUCCAACUGUCCUGUUAAUGCGUGAACCACAGCCCAUACCUCCUAGGCAGGCUCAGUGCUCUGUCCACUGCUGCUUCCUAAAACCGCAAGUUGAUCUGAAAUUUGAACCUGGUGCUUCUCAAAUCCAAGUCCUUCCUGUUGUCUAAUCUGAGUCCCUCACAUUACACUUGGUCAAUUUCAUCUUGUCCUGCCUUCAUCAGCACAGAGCAUGUAGGGCAGGUCUUCAUCACGUGCAACCCUUCGCAGGCUUGCUAACACCCCUCUGGGAACCUCUCUGGUCAUGUCUUCCCUGUGUCCAACCCAGACCCCUCUUGCUGCCGCAUCGGCUGUUUUCUAUUUUUGCUGUGCUGCUGCCCCACAGUCCUCUCUGGUAUGACGGAUCUCCAUAUCCUAUCCACCCUCCACUCCCCUGUCCCUUGGUGACUCAUCCCUGAGCUUCCCAAGGAAGCCCCCACCCUCUGCCCUUUCCUCCUGCCUUCCAUGAGUGGAAAAUCCACCUCCGCCCCCUAUAGCAGGCCAGCCCCCUUCCUCCCCAGUCUCCGACCCCAUCCCCCCACCGACCAGUUUCCUCUCCAGGACCAGGGAGCAAUCACAGCUGCCCCGACCUUGGCUUCCUCUGCUGGGUGGGAUUGGGGGCUGGGCCCCCAAAUGGGCCCCUGGCUUCCCCCUUCCUCUGGGCAGGGGACAGAGAGGCACAGGCUCGGGGAGCAGGACUGACUUCCUCUUGUCCCGGAAUGAGCAUGCCUGCCCUUUGCAAGCAGGUUUGGGUCUCACGCAGAGGAAACCAAAAGCAAUAAGAGGGAGGGAAGGCAGAGCAACCAAUCAAGGGCAGGGUGAGACUCAAAACGAGAGGGCUCCCUGGGGAGCCAAACAGAGGCUGGGGGUGAUGGCGGAGCUACAGCAGCUGCAGGAGUUUGAGAUCCCCACGGGCCGGGAGGCUCUGAGGGGCAACCACAGUGCCCUGUUGCGGGUCGCUGACUACUGCGAGGACAACUAUGUGCAGGCCACAGACAAGCGGAAGGCACUGGAGGAGACCAUGGCCUUCACUACCCAGGCACUGGCCAGCGUGGCCUACCAGGUGGGCAACCUGGCCGGGCACACUCUGCGCAUGUUGGACCUGCAGGGGGCCGCCCUGCGGCAGGUGGAAGCCCGUGUAAGCAUGCUGGGCCAGAUGGUGAACAUGCAUAUGGAGAAGGUGGCCCGAAGGGAGAUCGGCACCUUAGCCACUGUCCAGCGGCUGCCCCCUGGCCAGAAGGUCAUCGCCCCAGAGAGCCUGCCCCCGCUCACACCCUACUGCAGGAGACCCCUCAACUUUGGCUGCCUGGACGACAUUGGCCAUGGGAUCAAGGACCUCAGCACGCAGCUGUCAAGGACAGGCACCCUGUCUCGAAAGAGCAUCAAGGCCCCUGCCACACCCGCCUCUGCCACCUUGGGGAGACCACCCCGGAUUCCCGAACCAGUGCACCUGCCGGUGGUGCCCGACGGCAGACUCUCCGCCGCCUCCUCCGCCUCUUCCCUGACCUCGGCCGGCAGCGCCGAAGGUGUCGGUGGGGCCUCCACACCCAAGGGGCAAGCAGCACCUCCAGCCCCACCUCUCCCCAGCUCCUUGGACCCACCUCCUCCACCAGCAGCCGUCGAGGUGUUCCAGUGGCCUCCCACGCUGGAGGAGUUGUCCCCACCCCCACCUGAUGAAGAGCUGCCCCUGCCACUGGACCUGCCUCCUCCUCCACCCCUGGAUGGAGAUGAAUUGGGGCUGCCUCCACCCCCACCAGGAUUUGGGCCUGAUGAGCCCAGCUGGGUGCCUGCCUCAUACUUGGAGAAAGUGGUGACACUGUACCCAUACACCGGCCAGAAGGACAAUGAGCUCUCCUUCUCUGAGGGCACUGUCAUCUGUGUCACUCGCCGCUACUCCGAUGGCUGGUGCGAGGGCGUCAGCUCAGAGGGGACUGGAUUCUUCCCCGGGAACUAUGUGGAGCCCAGCUGCUGACAGCCCAGGGCUCUCUAGGCAGCUGAUGUUUGCACUGAGUGGGUUUCAUGAGCCCCAGGCCAAAACCAGCUCCAGUCACGGCUGGACUGGGUCCACCCACCUCUUGAGCUGUGAGCUGUGUUCUGUCCCUCCUCCCAUCGUUGGGGGAAGGGGUCCUGGGGAGAGAGAAUUUAUCCAGAGGCCUGCUGCAGAUGGGGAAGAGCUGGAAACCAAGAAGUUUGUCAACAGAGGACCCUUACUCCAUGCAGGACAGGGUCUCCUGCUGCAAGUCCCAACUUUGAAUAAAACGGAUGACGUCCUGUGACUGCCCCACAGAGAUAAGGGGCCAGGAGGGAUUGAAAGGCAUCCCCAGUUCUAAGGCUGCCGCUAAUUACAGCCCCCAACCUCCAACCCACCAGCUGCCCCAGAAGCAGCAUCUUCCCAUUUCCUCAGUACCCAAAAAGUGCAGCCCACAUUGGACCCCAGACACCCCUCUGCAGCCAUUGACUGCAACUUGUUCUUUUGCCCAUUG